GAAAGCUAGUUUUCAAUUGAUUUCUCUUUUUUCCUUCGGUCUCGGUUCUUACGUGUAAUCAAGUAAAAGCACAGUAACGUCUUUAAUAUUUCCUCAUCUUUGCGGGUGAGGAAGGCAGAAUGGAGACGUUGCGCAGUUGAAAGCCGCGGAAAGGAAGUGAAGUGUAGAGUGAGAUGAGAUCGUCUACCAACUUCCUCACAGUUGAAUCGAUCGUCCGUCGGCACUGAGAGAUAGAGAGAUAAGAGUCUCAUCUCCUUGACUCCUUACACCUGAAAGCUUUCUCCUCUCGCAGUCUUGCUCGCAAUUCAGUAAUGGCGAAUUCUAAACUUGGCAUCCCUCUGCUCCGCCGUCUGCGGGAAACAGGAACGAGAUGGAUGUCAUCAUCCGCUGCCGGGACCAGAUUCGCCGCGCUGUGGGGGAACGGUGAUUAUGGCAGGUUGGGAUUUGGUAAUUUGGAUUCUCAAUCAACGCCCAAGCCUCUUUUCCCGUCAUCCUUCCGAGACCAAACGCUCAAGUCUAUUGCCUGUGGCGGAGCUCACACGCUCUUCUUAACAGAAUCUGGGCAAGUUUUUGCCACUGGUCUUAAUGAUUUUGGACAACUUGGCAUAUCAGACAGCAGUAGUUAUGUGACGGAGCCGGUGGUAGUUUCAGGACUGGAGAAGGAAAUUGUGCAAAUUUCUGCUGGUUAUCAUCAUUCUGGUGCUAUCACAGUCGAUGGAGAACUCUAUGUCUGGGGAAGAAACUCAAAUGGACAGCUUGGUCUGGGAAAAAAGGCGGGAAAAUCAGUUUGUAUACCAACAAAAGUAGAAUUGUUGAGUGGGAUUUCCAUCAAAAUGGUAGCUUUGGCUUCGGAGCAUUCAGUUGCUGUUACUGAUGAUGGUGAUGCCUUGAGCUGGGGAGGAGGUGACUCUGGACAGCUUGGUCAUAGCGGUGAAGCAGGCAUUCUGGGAUUCCUGAAAAGCAAGAGUGAAUAUGUACCACGGCGCAUUAAGAAACUUGAGGGUUGUAAGGUGAAAAAGGUGUCUGCUGGCUUGCUUCAUACAGCAUGCGUUGGUGAAAAUGGAUCUGUUUUCAUAUUUGGUGAAAGAGCUGUCAGUAAAUUGCGCUUUGGAGAUGAAAAAAAUGCCAAUACCCCAUCCAUGCUUGAUAUGCUGCCAUCUUCUGAAGAAGUUGCAUGUGGUGGCUAUCACACUUGUGUUGUCACAGGUGCUGGAGAGCUGUACGCUUGGGGCUCAAACGAAAAUGGUUGCCUUGGUAUCGGCACCAUUGAUGCCUUUGGUCUACCAGAAAAAGUCGAAGGACCUUUCCAGAAAUCAUCUGUCGACAAGGUAUCCUGUGGUUGGAAGCACACUGCGGCUAUAUCUGAAGGCAAAGUCUUCACCUGGGGUUGGGGAGGCUCUCAUGGAACAUUUUCAGAAGACGGUCAAUCUUCUGGAGGCCAAUUGGGACAUGGAAGUGAUGUAGAUUAUAUAAACCCUACGGUUGUAAAUUUCGGCGAAAACGUGAGAGCUGUGCAAAUUUCAUGCGGGUUCAAUCACACUGGAGCCAUAUUGGUCAUGGAAGACUGAGACUGGUCAGAAUAUCUUAUACAACACAUUCAUUCAUUCACUCACUGACUCACUGACUUGAUAUAUAAGUACAUAGAUGUUGUAGUAAAUAAAUAAUCGUGUACAUUUGCAUCUUGUGUAGACAGGUUAAUGCAAAUGACUGUACAAACGGU
Molecule: messenger RNA, 1720 nt
Organism: Linum tenue
Lineage: Eukaryota; Viridiplantae; Streptophyta; Magnoliopsida; Malpighiales; Linaceae
Source: the annotation of a GenBank genome assembly